Messenger RNA from Teleopsis dalmanni, 363 nucleotides. RefSeq names its product nucleoplasmin-like protein. The coding region runs from base 115 to 363 and encodes 82 amino acids. The transcript is spliced from 2 exons. The record is from RefSeq and is a predicted model, not a curated record. NCBI's taxonomy places the organism in Eukaryota, Metazoa, Arthropoda, Insecta, Diptera, Diopsidae.
UCUGUCACUUUGGUGUUCGCCGGCGUUUUUGCUGUCAUAUCUUUAUCGAAAUUAUUUGCGCAUAUUAGAGCGUGAAUUAAAUUCUAUUAAUCGAAGUUUUCUUAAGUAAUCGCUAUGUCAGACGAAUCAUUUUAUGGUGUAACUCUUACUGGGCAGGAUAGUACUGUAUCGUGGGAUGUGCUCUCUAAUGAUGAAGACUUUCCUCGUGGUCAAAAAUUAAUAAUCAAACAAAUUCUGUUGGGUGCAGAAGCCAAAGAGGGUGAAUUUAACGUUGUGGAGGUAUGUUUCUAUAUUAACCAUUUAAGUGUUGUACAUUAUCAAACCUGUGUGAUACUAGUAAAUACAAUGGGUUUAGCUUAUUAA